AUGUCGCUAUCGGAAUUGUACGAUUUUGGAUGGUAUUGGGGCGACCUUGAAUGGAAAUGGGCGGAGCGAUUGCUUCUGAUGUGUCCCGAUGGUUAUUAUUUGGUGCGUGAUAGCCGAAGCGAGUCGCAUUUGUUCUCGGUCUCGUAUAAAUUUGAAGGCAAAGUGCUUCACACGCGGAUAUCGUUCGAACGAUCGCAAUUCCAUCUCGGCCGUCAGCAGCCGUUCCUUUUUAAUGAUUAUCAAAGGCUCGGCCAACUGAUUCAGGAUUCGGUUGAGAUCACCCGAAACGGCCACCACGAGAUGCUUGUCCAUCGACGCGGCGGCGAAGCGGAAGCGUCGCGUCUGAAAUUCACGAAUCCGCUGAUGCGUCGCGACCUUCUCCCGUCGCUACAGUACCUGUGUCGAUUCGCGAUCCGCACGAGACUCGCCGCCAAUCAACUUGACACACUGCCCCAAAUGCCGCCGGCUGUGCUGAAAUAUGUCAAGGAUCCGAAAUGGAUCAUACCCGAUUUGGAGGCGUGCGAACAAGUGCUCGAGCAGCGCAAUCGCAAUUUGUGA
Caenorhabditis bovis is the source of this 558-nucleotide messenger RNA. Lineage: Eukaryota; Metazoa; Nematoda; Chromadorea; Rhabditida; Rhabditidae. The record is from the annotation of a GenBank genome assembly.